This is a messenger RNA of Sclerotinia sclerotiorum 1980 UF-70, 261 nucleotides long. RefSeq lists its product with no specific name. Bases 1 to 261 code for a protein of 86 amino acids. The record is from RefSeq and is a predicted model, not a curated record. The transcript has 2 exons. Lineage: Eukaryota; Fungi; Ascomycota; Leotiomycetes; Helotiales; Sclerotiniaceae.
AUGUUCCAACCGACCAAGAAGAUGUGGUCGCCUGUGCCGCUCACACUAUCUCGCAACGAUUGCGCCAAUGGAAGAAGAUUCCUCCCGAGUUGGUUCCUUUGGGUAGGUUUCGCAUCCCCGCUGGAUAUCACCAGGACUUACACUGAUAUCAAUGAAGGACUGGUCGUCGGGGUCGCUGUUGGAUUCGCCUUUUACUCUUUGGGCCGCAAACUUGUUGUUGACAAGCAAAUGCGUCUCUCUCGUCAAAACAGAAAGGACUGA